This is a messenger RNA of Lentinula edodes (shiitake mushroom), 1482 nucleotides long. Its product is annotated as cytosol aminopeptidase family, catalytic domain-containing protein. Gene Ontology annotation, biological process: proteolysis. The record is from RefSeq and is a predicted model, not a curated record. The transcript has 17 exons. Bases 1 to 1482 code for a protein of 493 amino acids. Gene Ontology annotation, cellular component: cytoplasm. NCBI's taxonomy places the organism in Eukaryota, Fungi, Basidiomycota, Agaricomycetes, Agaricales, Omphalotaceae. Gene Ontology annotation, molecular function: manganese ion binding; metalloaminopeptidase activity.
AUGUCUACUUCCGCCUUCAUUGUUCCCAUCGAUCCGAAGGCACCUUCCACCGCUAUUCCCAACGUCGACAUCGCAAAAACUUGGGCCACAGUUCCACGUGGAGAGAAAGUCGAUGUAGGAACGACCAGCAUAUUCUACGACACUCCUGCAACAAAGAUCACUGCUGCUUCAUCUCUUGGUGAUAACUUCUCUGCCAAAAAGGGUGAAGUGAAGAGAGAACUUGUCCGAAAAUCUGUUGGAAGUGCUGUCAAGGCUUUGAAGGUUCUAAAUGGAUUGAAGGAGGUAACUGUUGACGCGUCAGCGGACCCUCAUGCUGCUGUCCUCCCAGCUGUCGCUGCACAUCUUGCUUUGUAUGAUUUCUCCUUGAAGACAAAUCCUCCUUCACCAUUCAACCCGAACUUGAAGAAACCGAUUCCUCCCAAGUUAGAAUUCAAGCCCAUUGAGAGCUCAAAAGAAUGGGAUCGAGGAGUCGCAUAUGCGUACUCACAAAACCUGGCGCGAACCCUCAUGGAAUUACCAGCUAAUAUGAUGACGCCUACUGCUUUCUGUGAACGCGCAAAAGCCGAGUUUGCUGGAAUUGAGAACGUCGAAAUCUUUGUCCGAGAUGAAGACUGGGCUGCCAGCAAGGGAAUGAACACAUUCCUAUCAGUAACUCACGGCACCAACGAACCAGCCAAAUUCUUGGAAAUUCAUUACAAGGGCGCAUCUCAAAAGGAUGCCCAACCGAUCGCGUUCGUUGGAAAAGGUAUCACUUUCGACAGUGGAGGGAUAUCUCUAAAGCCUGGUGAAGGCAUGAAACUCAUGCGUGGCGAUAUGGGCGGCGCAGCCACGGUAGUCUCAGCGACGCUUGCCAUUGCCAAGCUGAAACUCCCAGUCAACCUCGUAACUGUCACCCCGCUGACAGAAAAUCUUCCCGGACCAAGUGCAACCAAACCUGGAGACAUUGUCUACGCCAUGAACGGCAAGUCCGUAGAAGUGGAUAACACGGACGCAGAAGGUCGUUUGGUUUUGUCUGAUGCUAUCUACUACGCCUCAACAGAAUACAAACCACAUACUCUCAUCGAUGUCGCUACACUUACUGGUGCAAUAGUCAUCGCGCUCGGAGAGAUCUUUACUGGCGUAUACUCGACUUCCGACGAGUUAUGGGAAAAAUUGCACACUGCUGGUGAGCAAGAAUUUGACCGUUUCUGGCGUAUGCCUCUCAGCGAAGACUACGGUCCUCAAAUCUACUCUUCCAAUGCUGAUCUAUGCAACACUGGAGGAAGACCCGGCGGAAGCUGCACUGCGGCUUUAUUCUUGAAAGCUUUCGCACAUGGUAUCGAAGCCGAGGACGGAAGUAAUGCCGAAACAGCGAUGAAAUGGGCGCAUCUUGACAUAGCGGGAACGAUGGAUGCUACCAGGCCCACGCCGUAUCAGGAGAAGGGCAUGACUGGAAGACCUGUGCGGGCUUUGAUUGAGUAUGUGCGGGGCCUUGCUAGCUGA